AUACCGUUAUAAACUGACAACGGAAAAACUAAACUUAAAUAUAAGUAAAUUUUCAAAUACAGCGGUUAAAAAAAAAUUGAAAAAAAAAAAAUAACUACACAUACAUCCAACAACCAAAAGCACGCAAAAACCAAAUCAAAUGUGUUUCAAAAAAAUCAAAACGGAAAUUAAAACAAACUAAAUUUAAGGAAAUGAAAAUAAACCUACACACACACACAUACAAAGUUUCAAAUUAAAUUAAACCAAGUUUAAACUUUUUAUAAAACAAACUAAAAACUACGAGACAAGGUCACCGUCGCACCGUAUAACGCCAAACCGUAAUUAAUUGUUAAACGUGCAGCGCUACAAAACAAUUGGUGGCAAGCACUAUUUAUAUGGAAUUUAAGUUAUUAGUGCCACAGUGAAAAAGUGAAACAAUUUAAAAGAAAAAAUUAAAAUCCUUAAUUUAUGUUUUUCCUUAAAUUUUUUAUAAUUUGGAUCCAUUAAUCUGUGAUAUAUUUUAAAACAACUAUGCCAGCAACAUUUUAAUAAAAAUAUUCAAUUGAUUUUUUUAAUAAACAAAAACAAAAUUAAUGCCUAUUUUUAAAAAAAUUUCCUAUAAGAAUUUAAAUUGAUUAAAUUCUUUGUUGCAACACCGAUAGUUUGUUGCAGCAUGGAACUUUUGAAAUUAAUGAUGUUCAAAAGUGACUUUUUGUCAAGUGAUAAAUGUGAUGAUCGUGUACCGCCUAUAAAUUUAAGUCAAUUGCCUGAAUUUUUAUUGUCAACGAUACCAAAAUGUGGAGGCUGUCAUGAACUGAUAUUGGAUCGAUUUAUUUUAAAGGUGCUGGAACGUACGUGGCAUGCGAAAUGUUUACAGUGUAGCGAGUGUCAUGCCCAGUUAAAUGAUAAAUGUUUUGCCCGUAAUGGACAAUUAUUUUGUAAAGAAGAUUUUUUUAAGUCUUCUAACAGGCGUUACGGAACUAAAUGUUCCGCUUGUGAUAUGGGUAUACCGCCAACUCAAGUAGUGAGACGGGCUCAAGAUAAUGUCUAUCACCUGCAAUGUUUCCUAUGCGCCAUCUGUUCGCGUACCCUAAAUACCGGCGAUGAAUUCUACCUCAUGGAAGAUAGAAAACUUGUGUGUAAACGUGAUUAUGAUGAGGCUAAAGCGAAAGGUUUAUAUUUGGAUGGUUCCUUAGAUGGUGACCAACCGAAUAAACGACCGCGCACCACAAUCACUGCUAAACAAUUGGAAACGUUAAAAACCGCCUACAAUAAUAGUCCGAAACCUGCGCGACAUGUACGUGAACAGCUGUCACAGGAUACGGGUCUAGAUAUGAGAGUAGUACAAGUCUGGUUUCAAAAUAGGAGAGCGAAAGAAAAACGCCUGAAAAAAGAUGCGGGUCGAACACGUUGGAGUCAAUAUUUCCGUUCGAUGAAAGGCAAUUGUUCGCCACGCACUGAAAAAUUCCUAGACAAAGAUGAUCUUAAAGUCGAUUAUGAUAGUUUUAGUCAUCAUGACCUAAGUAAUGACAGCUAUAGUACGGUCAAUUUGGGUUUAGAUGAAGUUGCCUCGCCACAUAGUUUAAGAGGUUCAUAUCUGCACGGUAGUUCAAGUCCUUCACAAUAUCCAUCUAGUCGUUCGCCACCACCAGUGGGACAAAAUCAUUCAUUUGGUUCAUAUCCUGACAAUAUAGUUUAUACAAAUAUAGAUCACAAUUCCACAUCGAAUAUGCAUGGUUCCAAAUCACAACGCCUACAUGGCGGCAGUGCCGUUUCUGAUUUAAGUAAUGACUCUAGUCCCGAACAAGGUUUUCCUGAUUUUCCACCCAGUCCUGAUUCAUGGCUGGGCGAUGCGGGGAACACCUCAAAUCCGAAUUCAUCAACACCUGCUGUACAUUACUGAUACUCAAAUAUACUCUUUAGAUAUUUUCAAAUGCAAUCGCGCAAUUUUUUUCUGGCUACCCAUGGUCUACCGCAAUUGGACUCCUCAAUAACAUCAACUACAUUAUCCCUACCUGCAGUACAUAAAUCCGAGCAAAAAUCAUAACAUUUUGAACAUACUAAAGAUCAUGGUAACUAAUUGUCCUUAUGAUGAUCAAUUUCCAAUUAUUUAUCAUAUAACAAUCUGUGUAUAUACAUAUGUACAUAUGUAUGUAUGAUUCUGCUAAGGUUUCUUUAUUUUCGAUUCUUAUCAGAUCAUUUCUUUGUAGAGAAAGAAACUUAUAAAAAUAAUUAAAUUGCUCAAAAGUUUAUAAAAUUAUUAACAUACUGAUGAACAUAAUAUACAUAUAAUGUAAUGUCGGUCCGAGAAAAUUCACGGUUUAAAACCCAUAACUAUGGUACAAGUUGUUGGUUUAACAAGUCCACUGCUACCGAGAGUUCCUUCCUGGAGGAAAAAACUUUAGUUUUAAUUUAAUACCGAGUACAACUCAGUGAUAUACAAAACUAUAGACAAGACUAUUGAAAAUACUACAAACCAGACUACAGACUAGAUUUUACACUACACUAUUUUAUACUCUUGGCUAGACUGUAGACUAGACUAUAGGCUAGACUAUAGACUGCAUUAUAGACUACUUGACUAUAGACCAGACUAUAGGUUAGAAUUUAAACUAGAUAACAGACUAGAUUUUAAACUAAACUAGAAUUUAGACAAGACUAUAGCCUAUACUUUAGACCAAAGACCAGUUUGACAAGACUAUAGAAUAAAUAGUAGACUAGACUGUGGA
This is a messenger RNA of Lucilia sericata (common green bottle fly), 2705 nucleotides long. It is a transcript of the gene Lim3, whose product is annotated as LIM/homeobox protein Lhx4. The record is from RefSeq and is a predicted model, not a curated record. Gene Ontology annotation, molecular function: DNA-binding transcription factor activity, RNA polymerase II-specific; RNA polymerase II transcription regulatory region sequence-specific DNA binding. The transcript is spliced from 7 exons. Gene Ontology annotation, biological process: neuron differentiation; regulation of transcription by RNA polymerase II. Gene Ontology annotation, cellular component: nucleus. The coding region runs from base 653 to 1882 and encodes 409 amino acids. NCBI's taxonomy places the organism in Eukaryota, Metazoa, Arthropoda, Insecta, Diptera, Calliphoridae.